AUCCCUAAUUUUUCUUACCGCGUACCCUGCAUUAGAAUUAGAAUGCGCGUUAUUUGUUUUUUCAAGGGCUAUAAAUACGCCCCUAUCCCCAUGUGUAUGGUUCAUGCAAAUUUUCCAGCAAUCAAGGAAGAAGUUCUCAGCAUUCACACAUAGGAGCAUGGAACAUUGAAGGCCCAAUCUAAAGUCACAUUCUUUCCUACACUUCCUCAUAACACACUCCUCUCCCUCUCACUCUCACUCCACAUAAUAUAAAUUUCUGGUUGCAACUCAACAAAGUCCACAAACAUUUUCAAAUCUCGAGUCUCACACUUCUUACACCACACACACAAACCCUUCUCUUCAUUUCUCACUCUCGGGAACUUUUUUUUUUUUUUAAAGAAAAGGGGAAAAAUAGAAAGAAAAGAAAAAGGGAGAAGGAGUGAGAAUAACAUGAACAAACAACUCAGGCUGCUCUGUCUCUUUAUCCUCUUCUCCUUAUUUCUCUGUGUGGGUUUCGCCGGCGCCGGAGACGCGGCGGAGAAAAACCCGUUCACCCCAAAAGCCUUCGCGAUUCGGUAUUGGGACAAAGAGAUCCGCAGCGGGUUACCGAAGCCACCGUUUCUUGUAUCAAAGGCGUCGCCGCUGAGCGCGGCGGAGGCGGCGGCGUUCUUAAAGCUCGUCUCCGGGAACUCGCUCUCCACGCGGCUGCCGGAAUUCUGCGCCGCCGCGAAGCUCCUCUGCUUCCCGGAGGUGGGGCCCCGCCUCGAGAAACACGACAAAGACGCGAACUUUGCUGUUUACAGAGACAAUAACUUCACCAACUACGGAACGGGUCGACCUGGUGGACUCGACUCGUUUAAAAACUACUCCGAGGGAGAGAAUAUUCCGGUGAACGAUUUCCGGCGAUAUAGCCGCGACUCCGCCGGGCAUAAAGAUGGUUUUCUGAGCUACGGCACGAACGGCAACGUGGUGCAGCAGAGCUUCCAUACCUACGCCGCCGGAGCCACCGGCGGCACCGGCGAGUUCAAGCACUACGCCGACGAAACCAACGUCCCGAACCUCGGCUUCACCUCCUAUUCCGACAACGCCAACGGCAGAACCCAAUCUUUCUCUUCCUACUCCGAAAACGGCAAUGCCGGCGAGCAGACAUUCACCUCGUACGGCAAAAAUGGCAACGGCCCGACCAACGUGUUCGCCUCGUACGGAACAGAGUCCAACGUUGUCGGGUCCGGGUUCUCCAACUACGCUGAGACCGCCAACGCCGCCAACGACACCUUCAAAGGCUACGGCAUAGACAUGAACAACCCCACCAACACGUUCUCCAACUACGCUGCCGGCGGCAACGGCGCCGUCGAGAGAUUCUCCAGCUACCGCGACAAGGCCAACGUCGGCGCCGACUCCUUCACCUCGUACGCCAAAGCCGCCAACGCCGCAGACAUCGGAUUCUCGAACUACGGCAAGUCCUUCAACGAGGGAACCGACACGUUCACCACGUACGCUAAAUCCUCGGAUGGCGAAACAAAAGUAGGGUUCACUUCCUACGGCGUAAACAACACUUUCAAGGAUUACGAGAAAAAGGGUACCACUGUCUCAUUCGCCAGGUACACCAACAUUAGCACGACCCUCUCAGUUUCAGCUUCAUCAGUCAGUGGCAGUUUGGUAAAUAAGUGGGUGGAGCCGGGUAAGUUUUUUCGUGAGAAGAUGAUGAAGGAAGGAACCGUGAUGCCGAUGCCUGACAUAAAAGAUAAAAUGCCGGAAAGGUCGUUUUUGCCCCGGAGCAUUUUAUCGAAAUUACCGUUUUCGGUUUCGAAGAUUGAUGAGUUGAAGCAAGUCUUCAAGGCUUCUGAUAACGGCUCCAUGGAGAAGAUGAUGAAGGACUCGUUGGAGGAGUGCGAGCGUGCACCGAGUAGCGGCGAGACAAAACGCUGCGUUGGGUCGCUCGAGGACAUGAUCGACUUUGCAACCUCUGUUUUGGGCCGAAACGUCGCCGUUCGGACUACCCAGAACGUGAACGGGUCCAAGAAGAGUGUGGUGGUGGGGCCCGUCAGGGGAAUCAACGGUGGUAAAGUCACCCAAUCAGUGUCGUGCCACCAGAGCCUGUUCCCUUACCUGCUCUACUACUGCCACGCGGUUCCUAAGGUUCGGGUCUACGAAGCGGAUCUUCUCGACCCGAAAACAAAAGCUAAGAUUAACCGCGGAGUUGCCAUCUGCCACUUGGAUACAUCGGAUUGGAGCCCCACACACGGAGCGUUUCUCUCGCUCGGGUCGGUCCCGGGUCGGAUCGAGGUGUGCCACUGGAUCUUUGAGAACGACAUGGCGUGGACCAUUGCGGAUUGAGAAAAGAGACCAUCAGAAUAAGGAAUAAGAGUCACUUCUAUAGGAAAUUAAAGUUAAAUUAAAACAAAAAAAGAACUUCUGUUCUGCUAAGAAAAUUUAGCAGUCUCGAGAAUUAUUUGUUUUUAAUUUAAAAAUUAAGUAAUGUAAUUUUAUUUUUUUUGGAUAGAAAAGUUUAAGUCAUGUUUUUUUUACUACAUUUGGAAGAAGAAGGUAUAUUAUUAUUUACUCAUGAUCAUUGUUGUUAUUAUUAGCUUGGCAAGAUGUAUGUAAAUGUCUUUCCUAAUGAUUGGAGGCAAUGAAUCAAGAUUUGAUGCUCUUAUAAUAAAAUGUUACUAAUU
Molecule: messenger RNA, 2654 nt
Organism: Glycine soja
Lineage: Eukaryota; Viridiplantae; Streptophyta; Magnoliopsida; Fabales; Fabaceae
Product: polygalacturonase 1 beta-like protein 3
Exons: 3
Coding region: 430-2316 (628 amino acids)
Source: RefSeq, a predicted model, not a curated record